AUGGGUGGCAGCGGGGUUGGCGUGGCGAUUGGCGAGAGAGUCGAGUCGCUCGAUGAUGAAGCGGAGAUUAAGGUGGACGAGGUGGAGAUAUCUGUCGAUAUUGGGGAUGUGAUUGUCGUGAGAGACGACAAGCUGCUCGGAUCUGUGGACAGACUUGAUGAAGCGGUCGAAGAGGAUGCUGACAUGCUGGUAUCCGUUGAGAAAGUGGGUAAAGUCGUCGACGUACUGGUUUCUGUUGAGAGCGACUCUGGAGAGCUUGCGGACGACGAGCUUGCCGCUGAACUGGUGAUAUCUGUUGACAGAGUGGAUGAACUCGUCUCGAGAGAUGAGGAGCCAGUAGCAUCCGUCGGGAGGGCCGACGAAGAGCUCGUUGGUGAAGUCGCAGUAUCUGCUGGGAUGCUAGAAGCUGAACUGGUCAAAUCACUAGUAGCCUCUGUCGAGAGCAACGACGAAGAGCCUGAGGAUGAUGAGCUUGAUGCCAGACUCGUGGUAGCUGUUGAGGAGCUGGAAACCACACUUGACGAUAAAGAAGUGGUUUCCGUUGAGAGAGACGACGAAGAGCUCGAGGAUGACGAGCCUGUUCCCGAACUCGUGGUCUCUGUCGAAGAGCUGGAGGAUGGACUCGCGAAUGAGGAACUUGAUGUCGAAGGACUAGACGUCGAGGUGCUGGUCGUGGUCGUCGUCACAAUGGGAACACACAGCGAAUAG
Molecule: messenger RNA, 708 nt
Organism: Fulvia fulva
Lineage: Eukaryota; Fungi; Ascomycota; Dothideomycetes; Mycosphaerellales; Mycosphaerellaceae
Exons: 1
Coding region: 1-708 (235 amino acids)
Source: RefSeq, a predicted model, not a curated record